AUGUCUCUCUUCGUUCUCGCCGAAACGCCGGCAGGCUACGGUCUGUUCAAGGCUGCCGACAAGAAGCUUCUGAAGCGCGAUGAGCUCUCUUCGGGCCCUACUUCUUCGGAGAAGAUCAACGAAAUGCUUAAGUUGAAGUCCUUCGUCAAGUUCGAUAGCUCCGCCGUUGCCGUCGAGGAAGCCGCCGGUCUUAAGGAGGGUCGCGUCCCGCCGUUGCUCGCCAACCUGCUCAAGGAGCUCAAGGACGAGAAGAAGGCUUCCAUUGCCGUUGCCGACCUGAAGCUCGGUACUGCCAUUGGCAAGCUUCCCGACUUGAACAUUCAGGCUGUCUCCGAGGCCGCCUCCCAGGAUCUGUUCCGUGCUGUUCGCGAGAAUCUCUCGUCCCUGAUUCCCGGCCUCACCACUGAGACCAUGGACCGCAUGGCCCUUGGUCUGUCGCACUCCAUCUCGCGACACAAGCUCAAGUUUUCUGCCGAUAAGGUCGACGCCAUGGUUGUCCAAGCGAUCAAGUUGAUCGACGACCUCGACAAGGAGCUCAACGUUUACGCUAUGCGCACCAAGGAAUGGUACGGCUGGCACUUCCCCGAGCUUGCCAAGAUCCUCAACGACAACCUGGUCUACGCCCGCCUUGUGGUUGCCGUUGGCAUGCGCCAGGACUUCAACGAUGCCGACCUUUCCGACAUCCUCCCCGAGGAGCUUGAGACCCCCGUCAAGACCGCUGCAGAGAUUUCCAUGGGAACUGAGAUCACCCCUGAAGAUUUGGAGAACAUUCAGUUGUUGGCUCAGCAGGUCAUUACCUACUCUGAGUACCGUGCUUCGCUUUCUAAUUACUUGGAGAACCGUAUGCGCGCUCUUGCCCCCAACUUGACCGCCCUCGUAGGCUACCUCGUCGGUGCUCGCCUCAUCGCCCAUGCCGGUUCUCUGAUCAGCUUGGCCAAGGCUCCCUCGUCCACCAUCCAGAUUUUCGGUGCCGAGAAGGCCCUCUUCCGUGCUCUCAAGACCAAGCAUGACACACCCAAGUACGGUAUCAUCUACCACUCUUCCCUCGUCGGCCAGGCUACUGGCAAGAACAAGGGAAAGAUUGCCCGUUCCCUCGCCGCCAAGACCGCUCUCGGCCUGCGCGUCGACGCUCUUGGCGACAUGGAGAACCAGGACGAUGAGGAGGAGCGCAGCCUUCUUGGCUUGACCAGCCGCAUCAAGCUCGAGAACCUGCUCCGCAAGCUGGAGGGCAAGCCUCUUCUGCCGAAGGGUGUGGGCGUGGGCCCCGACGGCCAGCUCACCACACCCGGCGGCUUCAGCCUGAAGGACUCCCGCAAGUACAACGCCGACGCCGACGGUAUCGAAGAUGCCGAGACCAACGGCAAGCCUGAGAAGAAGUCCAAGAAGCUUAUCCAGGUCGUCGACGAGGAGAUGAAGGAUGCCGACAGCGAGAAGGAGGACGAGGAGAUGAACGACGUCAGCGAAGAGGAGAAGAAGAGCAAAAAGGACAAGAAGAAGGAAAAGAAGGACAAGAAGCGUGUCUCCAUUGUAGCGGCCGAGACUCCUGUCAAGGAAAGCAAGAGCGUCAAGGGCACACCCGCGAAGCUGAGCGAAAAGGAGUACGAGCGCCUUGCCGAGGCCGCUGGUGUCAGUGUGUCCAAGUUCAAGCGCAAGUUCGAGCGCGGCGACGUCCAGCUCGGCGAGGACGGCACGCCCGUCGUUUUCAGCAAGAAGGAGCUGAAGAAGCUCAAGAAGGGCGAGGACGAGGCUGACGAGACGCCCGUCAAGGCUACCGACAGCGGCAAGAAGAAGCGCAAGCACGAGGACGACGAGACGCCCAAGAAGGAGAAGAAGCUGAAGAAGAAGCGCAGCUCCCUCGGUGCCUAG
Messenger RNA from Colletotrichum graminicola M1.001, 1866 nucleotides. Its product is annotated as NOSIC domain-containing protein. Gene Ontology annotation, molecular function: snoRNA binding. The coding region runs from base 1 to 1866 and encodes 621 amino acids. The record is from RefSeq and is a predicted model, not a curated record. Gene Ontology annotation, cellular component: box C/D methylation guide snoRNP complex; small-subunit processome. The transcript has 3 exons. NCBI's taxonomy places the organism in Eukaryota, Fungi, Ascomycota, Sordariomycetes, Glomerellales, Glomerellaceae.